Molecule: messenger RNA, 1417 nt
Organism: Neurospora tetrasperma FGSC 2508
Lineage: Eukaryota; Fungi; Ascomycota; Sordariomycetes; Sordariales; Sordariaceae
Exons: 3
Coding region: 1-1311 (436 amino acids)
Source: RefSeq, a predicted model, not a curated record
AUGAAGCAAGCUUUGUUCCUGGCCUCGGGCUUUGCCUGGCUGAACCUGGCCUCGGCCGCCUGCUGUCGCAGCAACAAGUGCUUGAAAGCCAUUGUCCUGAACCAACAUGGAAUUGAUGACUGCGCCUCGGUCCUUGUCGAGACUGUGUCGGCCCCGGCCCGCAUCGUGACCGAGACCGUUACUGUGUCCUCUACCCAGUAUGCCACCGUCCUUGGCACCGAGAUUGUCACCGAAAUCGAGUCAACCACCGCUGCCACCGAGACGAUCUUUUUCACCGAGAGCUCUGCCGUUACCGUUGGUACCGAGACAGUCAUUCAGCUCACAACCGAAACGACCAUUGCCAGCACCGAGACGGUCUUCCAGACCAUCACCGUCCCUGCUCCGACCGAGAAGAAGCGCGACAUCGAUACCUUGACGUUCGUGGAGCCCACCAGCUCGGCCUCGGUCGAGCCUGCUCCCGUACAGUCUUCUCCGGCGCUUCCCGAGUACGCCUUGGACUGCCCGUCCUUCGACAAGUACAAGUCGGCCUGCAAGUGCGUCGGUGCUGAGAUCGUAACCGUCACCGUUCCUGUUCCUAUUUCAACUGUUACUGUCGAAGAGACCACUACCGUUUUUGCCUCUGUCGCUGCCACCGUUACCACUACGGAAACUGAGUUGGUCUCAGUGACGGCCACAGCCUCGACUACCGUGACUGUUGUUGUGGAUGAUGUUGAGACGGUCACUGCCACUCAGACCGAUGUCGUCUCCCUCACUGCUACUGUCACCGCGAUCGAGACCGCGACCUUAGCCCCCGAGCCCGUGCAACCUGUGUGUCAAAUCAACACCGGCGCCUUCCGUGCAAUGACUACCUUCAACAACAACGACCUCUACAUGUACGCCAACAUGCUGAACGCCCUGACCGGUGGCAUAAACUGGCAAGCUGGUAGCACCACCACCUCCCAGAGCAUCCAGCCCCGGUACAACUUUGCUCUUGAUAGCGAAGGCUCUCUGUACCUUCACGACAAAAUUGCUCCCUAUACCUACACAUACUAUGUCUAUAUCUCGACCGCCAAUUCGGGAAGCAACUGGCCCCAGGUAAACACCAAAGAAUCUAUCGAAAGCGCAAUUGCACAGGGUGGCCGGAUUAGCAAGAUCAAGGGAUGCGUUAAUCCCGCCACUGGUGAGCUCACGCUUCAGGAUUCCAUCGGAAGAAAGAACAUUCUCUGGUGCGGCUCACAGGUCUGGUUGUCUGCCGGCCUGGGUGAGGAUGUCAACCGUGGUGGGGCGUGUGUCCAGCAGUUCCCCAAGGUCGUCCCGCCAUAUGGGCAGUAAUUUAGGAUACUUGCACAUUCGGCAUGCGGGGUGCGGUGCCGGACGUUCGGCCGACCAUUUAUCUACAACCGUCUGAAUAGAAACUCAAUGUUACUGUGUCUAUAUC